Molecule: messenger RNA, 1091 nt
Organism: Aspergillus steynii IBT 23096
Lineage: Eukaryota; Fungi; Ascomycota; Eurotiomycetes; Eurotiales; Aspergillaceae
Exons: 3
Coding region: 36-1091 (351 amino acids)
Source: RefSeq, a predicted model, not a curated record
CAAAACUUCCACCUGAAACCUGGUCCAAUAUCAACAUGGGCCUGGACUUCCCGACGACCCACGGCGAUUGGAAAUUCGACCUCGUGGGUCUUCUUGCCAUCAUCGGCGAGUCCAUCAUCGACGAGGUCGUCCAGCCUCUGACUGCGUCACGAACAGUCCUGCUCCCAAGACUACUUCCCGCACCACAUGCAUUAAUCCGACCUUCCCGCCGGGCAGCACUCCCAUCGACCCCCGUUACCGUGGUAGGCAUCCACACGGGGAUCCAGCUACAAAGCGUGCCUUACUUCCCCAGCAUAAUCCACCAACUCGACCUGAUCCAACCUUUCGAAUUCCAAGAAAUGAGCAUCAAAAUGGCCUAUACCGAAGAGCCAGCCUCUCACGGAACCCACGAUAAACUAGCAACCGUCCGAGCCCUCGCACCACUGAAGGUGAUCACGAUCCUAAUCGUUGCAAUUCCCCUAGUCUCUUUCGCCAGCAGUUUCCACAGCGCUGCGUCAUUCUGGCAGUCCGAUGCGAAACCAAGAGUCUCCGGGACCAACCCCCCAGGGGACCUGGCGCUUCGGACCCGCGAAGGAGCGUUCAUCGUGGUUCAUUGCAGCCAGGAAGUCGCGAGGCUGCUCUACACCGGCGAGGGGAGGUGUAGAUACGUAGCGGGGGCGGCGUAUCGGGUUCUUAUUUACGUGGGCACGCUGUUUCUAAUGGUUGGCAUUGUGGUGAUGUCGAACUGUUCGUGGACGAUGCAGGUCACAUUGGGUAUUUCGUACCUGGCGUUGAACGUGGUGUAUAUGUUCUGUGCGUUAACGCCGGAAGUCAGUCGGCUGUGGCAUUGGGAGUUGCGGAUGAUUGACGCUGUGAUGAAUACUACAAUUCAAAGCAGUAACUAUACUGAGGUUUUGUGGCAUGGGAUUCGAGCCACUAAGUCGAUUGAGUGGAUUAAGAAAGGGGGUUUUGCUCCUGCGACGAAAGCGUGGGAUAAAUGGCUUGAUGAGGCAGUAAGAAACUGUGAGAAUCCGGGGUGGGAUGCUGUUGACGAUACCAACUGGAAACAAUCUACAGCUUCAACAACGAUUCCCCACGCACACCAUUCUUGA